Molecule: messenger RNA, 1478 nt
Organism: Acanthopagrus latus (yellowfin seabream)
Lineage: Eukaryota; Metazoa; Chordata; Actinopteri; Spariformes; Sparidae
Product: integumentary mucin C.1-like
Exons: 3
Coding region: 194-643 (149 amino acids)
Source: RefSeq, a predicted model, not a curated record
GCCGCACGCUUUUUGUUUUCAUUGCGUCACUUCCGGGUGCAGAAGGAGCCAUGUUGCACCACUAGAUGGAGCCAAAAUGGAGAUAGUGGACCAAUCUCACCGUAACACAGCAGCAAUGGAUGUAUAAAAGGAGGGACGUGAAGGUGGGCACGGCCAUAAAGAACGGGGGGAGCGGAAGAAGCUGAAGCUCGAGAUGGAGAAAACAAGGAUGCUUGCGCUCUGUGUCUGUUUGACCUUCAUGUCAGUGGGCUGCGUUGAGGGAACAAAUUCAACAGCAGGCAGCAACAGCACCGAAUCAGCAGCCACAACGCUGUCCGGUACCCCGACCACCCAUACCACUGUAACCACUGUAACCACGACCACGACUCCACCCUCAACCACCUCCACCACCACCGCCACCACCGCCACCACUGCUACCACCGCCACCACCGCCACCACUGCCACCACCACCGCCACCACUGCCACCACCGCCACCACCGCCACCACUGCCACCAACACCACCACUGCCACCAACGCCACCACUGCGAUGCAGAACACAACGUCCACUACGAGCUCUGGAACCACCUCCAUGGCCAGCUCUUUGACCGGGUCGUGCAGUCUACUCCUGGUGCCUGUGAUCUCUGUUCUGAUCUACGGUGCAUAGGACUCAACUGAAAAGGUGAAAGCAAAUCGCAGAUUCACCUUUCCUCAAUCGAGAUACUUGAUCUAUCUCCUAUCUCCUCCUGUUACUCUUACUGUGACUCCUAUCAGUGCUAUGAAGUGCUUUGUUUGUUCUGAGCUCUUUUUCACUCUAGACUGUUGCACACAAUUGUACUAAAUAAUGUAUGAUCUCGUUGUUGCUGCAUUUUAAUCACAAGAAACAAACGUAAACACCGGAUACAACAUUUCUCUGUAUUUUUUUUUUGAAAAUCAAAUGUUAAUUGACAACAUAAUUGCCACUGGAUUUCACAUAUAUUGUCAAAAUGCAUAUCAAAGUGUUUUAAAUUAAUACAAUUUCAGGUUUUCAACGACUAAGGUCAAAUUUUGUGUGCAGCUGAUAAGCCAGCCCCUCUCGUUGAAGUCCGCGGAGAGCAGAUCGACGAUUGGGCGACACCCCACCCCCAUCACCAUGGUUACAAAAAUAAACUUGGGCUUAGCUUUGCAGAGCGUUUGCAGUUUGGUUAGGUUUAGGCAACAAAGUGCCGUAACACAAGCACAUAAAACUGGACUUUUUGCAUGCAAGCGUCUGUGAUCAAGAAUCGCCUUUUGCACAUUUAAAAGUCUAUGUUCAUGUUACCUGUGUGCAGACUGAAGAACCUUGGUUAUACGAAAAGAUUCAACAAUCAAAGAAUCGGCCACCUGUUGGAUUCAUACUCAUAACACACAGCGGGCAGCUGUAGUUAUCAGUAGUUAUCUCUGGAACACAAUAUUGUAUUUUUUCAUAUUCUGUUGAUCAUUUUAGUUGACCCUUUCAAAAAUAAAUUCUUAAACCAGACUGU